Messenger RNA from Ornithorhynchus anatinus (platypus), 833 nucleotides. RefSeq names its product transmembrane protein 265 (gene TMEM265). Lineage: Eukaryota; Metazoa; Chordata; Mammalia; Monotremata; Ornithorhynchidae. Gene Ontology annotation, cellular component: membrane. Bases 18 to 368 code for a protein of 116 amino acids. The record is from RefSeq and is a predicted model, not a curated record. The transcript is spliced from 2 exons.
CGGCCCCCCCUCAGGCGAUGGCGGGGGAGGAGGAGGAGGAGGGAAAGGAGAAGGCCGGGGAGGCCUUGAUGAGCGUGGCGGUCGUCGCCCCCCCCGACCCGGCCCCGGGCCGCCGCGGCCGCCACCGCCUCCGCUGCCUGGCCGCCACCAGCAUCAUCUGCGGCUGCUCCUGCCUCGGAGUCGUAGCCCUCGUGUUUGCCGUCAAGUCUGAGGAGCGGCGCAAGGCCGGGCGGAUGGCCGAAGCCGCGCUGUGGGGUGGCAGAGCCCGGCGCCUGGCGCUCAUCAGUAUCGCGGUCUGGCUGGCGAUCCUCGUGUUGGGGCCGCUGUUGCUGUGGCUCCUCUCUUACGCCAUCGCCCAGGCCGAGUGACCGCUCCGACCUCGACCCUGCCGAGACCCGGCCCUUUCGGCCCGGCCCUCGGACGGACCCUGCCCGGGCGACUUGGCUCCGAUGCUGCCCGGGGGGGAGGUUUUCGUCCCGGGAGCCUCAUGGGGUCUGAAUGGCUUCCCGUCUCGAAUCACGGGGCGGGACUCUCCCCGCGCGGACUGAAAGGUUCCCCGCCACCGGCCCCGGUCGUGUCGCCCCACCGGGGCCACCCUGGGGGUGGCCCUCCCCACCUGGGAAGAGGCAUCCGGGGCUGGAGAGAGACCUAAAAUAGGAUGGGAGACCUUGCCCGUCCACCGUCGCCGUCCGAGCCCCGGUGGCUCCGUGACCCCGCCGCGGAGAGACAGACGGCCCCGAUUCUGGAUUGAUCCGUCCAUCCCUCCGUCGAACGAUCGGACGAAUGUCAAAACUACUUUUGUAAUAAAAGUUUCGGGAGGAAAAACACCCCUA